AUGUUGGGCGUGAUCACGAAAAGGGAAGGGGGAAGAGCGUCACUAAAUGGCCCAAAUACGCAUGGCAAAUUCCGAAACGGCAAAACGUUGCCGAACGGCCAAAAGCAUGAAACGCCUCUGCUUUGCUUGUCAACCACUGCCACAGAUGCGCUAGCUUCUCCACGGGAAACUAUUGCGGCGCGUAUGCUUCUUAGCGUUGCAAAUAUAUUGGCUCUUACCUCUAAGCACCCUGAUGCGGGCACUUUCGUGCUAGCUUAUUUAGGAAGGAACGGAAAACCUGCACUACACACGAGAAGCACCGGAGUGCGUUACAAAGUGGAUACUGCUCUGAUUCCUAGUGGUGUUCAGAUUCGUCCUGGCUUUUCUUGUGCGCCUCUUGUCUUUGGGGUCGUUGGGAUACCGACGCGCGAAAGAAGCCAAUCUUCAAAAACAGAACCGUCCGACAUACGCCGGCACAGUGCGCAACGGACGAAGGGUCGCCC
Messenger RNA from Amoebophrya sp. A120, 482 nucleotides. NCBI's taxonomy places the organism in Eukaryota, Dinophyceae, Syndiniales, Amoebophryaceae. The record is from the annotation of a GenBank genome assembly.